UCCUAUGGAACGACUCUCUCGGCUCAGCUGGCUAGCUAGCUCACAAAGGGUACGUACGGUACGGGGGCGCGCGGGCGGGGAGCAGCGGCACCGUACCCACGUACCUGCCUGGCUGAGCCGGGUCGACUGUCUACGUACAGUACAUGCACACGAGUCCUGCUCAAGACAAGUCAGAGACUUGUCUCCGAUUUAGAAUUUCAUCUCUUGAAAUUGCAAAUUGAAGAAAUUCAAACGUAAUCAAGUGACAGCCACAGUCAUCGUCUCACCAUAAUUAAGCAGAGUCAAGAUCCUGCAUCAUGAGGAUGUAUUCAGGCAUCUUGUUACCAUGGAGACACAUCACAUUACAUGGGAGGUCAUUGCUUCCUAAGAGAUACUCAUCGGGAGGUAGAACAGUAAGGACUCCUUUCAUGCAAGCAAUCAAGAAAGGGUAUGGAGAACGAACAGCCAUUGUUGAUAAUCAAAGGACACACACUUACAAUGAUAUCAUAAGUUGGAGUAUGGUUUUAUCACGACACAUCCUCUCUAAUACAAAGAGAGAUGAAGUCCUCACAAGGAGAGGGUCAAAGGUCAUUCUGAAUGGUGAGAGAGUAGCCUUCCUGUGUCCCAAUGAUGCAUCAUAUACUAUUACCCAGUGGGGUGUGUGGAUGAGUGGUGGAAUGGCCGUUCCUCUAUGUAAGUCACACCCAGAAUCAGAAUUAGAAUACAUAAUCCAGGAUUCUCAAAGCUCUUUGGUAAUAACAACCAAAGAAUUAGCUCAGAAGAUCUUACCCAUUGUUGAAAGACACAUGAUCAACUACAUGAUUAUUGACAAUCAGGCUUUAUCUCUUGCUGAAGGAAAUAAUGUAGCUGAUAUUAAAAGUCAAGUUGAGUUACAGGAAGACCCAAUGCAACAAAAAGCAGAUUUUAUAGAGGAUAAUCUUGCAAUCAUGACUUUCAAUCAUCACACUGACGACCUCAUCAACAUGAAUAUCCUAACUGAGAAAUGGAAGCAGAUUCGUUGGAAGAAUCGUGGUGCUAUGUUAGUCUACACUAGUGGUACGACGGGCCAACCUAAGGGUGUCCAGGUGACCUUUGGUGCUCUUCAAGCUCAGAUACAGAUGAUGAUAUCAGCAUGGGAUUGGACGUCUCGUGAUGUUAUUCUUCAUGUCUUACCUCUUCAUCAUGUUCAUGGUGUCGUUAAUGUAUUAGCAUGCCCGUUGUGGUCUGGUGCUACGUGUGUCAUGCUGCCUGACUUUGAUGCAGAGAAGGUUUGGCACAUGCUCCUUGAAGACCAUAUACCCAGGGUGAAUCUCUUCAUGGCAGUACCAACUGUGUAUGCAAAGCUUCUAGAAUUCUACCAACACAAGUACACCACACCAAAGGUGCAGGCUUUCAUUAAAGCAACAUUGAAAGAGAAAAUAAGAUUGAUGGUGUCUGGCUCAGCAGCCCUACCUCAGCCUAUCAUGGAUGAAUGGGAGCAGACAACAGGUCAUAGAUUACUAGAGAGAUAUGGAAUGACUGAACUUGGUAUGGCUCUCACUAAUCCACUCAGUGGAGAAAGAAUACCAGGUGCUGUAGGGAAUCCCUUCCCAACAGUCGAGGUGCAAAUCGUGUCCCCCACCAACCAAAUCAUCGCCAGAGGAAACUCCUUUCAUAGUGAGGUAGUACCAGGGUUUGAAGGUCAACCUGGUGAAUUACAGGUCAAAGGUCCUGCAGUCUUCAAAGAAUAUUGGAACAAACCUCAAGAGACGCAGGAGUCUUUCACCGAGGAUGGAUGGUUCAGAACUGGAGACACAGCAUGUUUAGAUGAAGGUGUGUUUCGGAUCUUAGGUAGGUCAUCAGUAGAUAUCAUUAAGUCUGGAGGCUACAAGAUCAGCGCCCUUGAUGUAGAGCGACAUCUCCUAUCCCAUCCUAUGAUUGCUGAGGUAGUCGUCGUUGGUCUCCCAGACAUCACAUGGGGUCAGAGGGUCACUGCCAUAGUAACAUUAAAGCCAGGUCAAAGGUUAAUUCUAGGGGAGCUUAGGGAUUGGGGGAGGGAUAAGCUACCAUCGUAUCAGAUGCCUACUGAACUGAAGGUCAUAGAGGAAAUACCUAGGAAUGCUAUGGGUAAGGUUAAUAAGAAACAGUUAGUAUCUCAGCUCUUUGGCAUUGAGUAAUAUAGAAACAUGUAACAGUAUUAACAGUCUAGUCAAGUUUUCUCAAGUCUCUUUUUAUAUUCCAAAUCUUGUUAUCACCUUUUUGGAAUACUUUAACAGCAUUCACUUGCAUCAAAAAGAGGGUGAGAGUCCCCACUCCCCUUUGUUUUUUCUUUAUUAAAGGUAAUAAAAAACCAAACAUCUCUUAUUUCAUUUAUGAUGCUGGACUGAAGCUUUCCUGAAUAUUGUCUUA
Messenger RNA from Strongylocentrotus purpuratus (purple sea urchin), 2367 nucleotides. RefSeq names its product malonate--CoA ligase ACSF3, mitochondrial (gene acsf3). Gene Ontology annotation, molecular function: medium-chain fatty acid-CoA ligase activity. Gene Ontology annotation, biological process: fatty acid metabolic process. Lineage: Eukaryota; Metazoa; Echinodermata; Echinoidea; Camarodonta; Strongylocentrotidae. The record is from RefSeq and is a predicted model, not a curated record. The transcript has 7 exons. The coding region runs from base 297 to 2135 and encodes 612 amino acids.